CCCGCCCCCCCCGCGGGCACCAUAGAGACGGGGCGGGCCGGGGCGGGUAGAGCGGCCCCUGCUCGUGCCUUCUCUACGCGGCCGUAGUCCGGCCUCGCUGGUGCGCGGCGGGGGAGGGGGCGCGGGCCGGGGAAGGCGCUGUCACGUCAUGGCGGACGAGGGCGACUCUGAGCCGAGGAAGUCCUUCAAACUCCUAGGAUUUCUUGAUGUUAAAAGUGUCCCAUGUGCACGAGAAUCAGUGCUCUAUGGCUCCCUGGGAUCUUUAGUUGUGGGUCUUGGACAUUUUUUAGCAACUAGUAGAGUUAGAAGAUCUUGUGACUUUGCAGUUGGUGGCUUUAUUUGCACAAUGUUGGGAUACUGGUUUUACUGCAGGUACAAUUUGGCCCAACACAGGAUCCGGCAAAGAAUGCUUAAAGAAGGAAUGAGAAACAAAAUUUUAUUUGAAGGCAGUUCUCUUGAUCCAGAAAGAAAACAAACUGGCAAUGAAAGAAGCGAUUCAUAGUCUGCUAUAGAGGAAUCUGUGGUCUAAUACAGCUUUGGGAGAAGGUAGUCCGAAAAUGGCAGUCUUCCCUGUAAAUGUGUGAGGUGCCUAAAACUGGUAAAUCGUGCUGGUUUUCCUAGCAAAUCCGAGCAAGAAAUUCAUAGCGAAUCUGUUAAGUCAGUAUACAAAUGUGUCUUUGUUUCAUCUGUGUCAGUAUGUAUAUGACUGUGUACACAGAUAGUAUUGACCUGUUCAACAUCUGGGAACUGAUGUGUUCUGUUACAGGGUCUCAAGAGGAUUAAUGACAGGUUUUGGGACUGCUUUAACUUCCAUUAUAAACAGAAGGGUUAAUUUUAGUGAAGUUGUAAUUACAUCUCAUUUCAAUACAGGAAAAUAUUUUCAUCAGCUGUUCUCUUGAGUAAACUUAUCUUUCAGUGCUACUGUUAAUUGUGCUGUUUGUAAAACAGGAACAUUUAAACAGCAGGUGACCACUUUGCUUGUGCAAGGUGAGUGGUGUUGGUAGCCUUUGUAAGAUUUCAGCUGCAGAAUAACUUCAGGUAAUUUAUAUACACAGUGAAGUUGAAGGAUUUCAUCUUUGUUCUGUCUGUGCGAAACUAAGAAUAAAAUCACACUUCAGAAGCAGUCUAAGCUAUGUAAGUAACUAAUCUUUUUACUUGAUUAAAAAUCUUGCUCUUCUGUUUAA
Messenger RNA from Aquila chrysaetos chrysaetos, 1184 nucleotides. Its product is annotated as cytochrome c oxidase assembly protein COX20, mitochondrial. Gene Ontology annotation, cellular component: mitochondrial inner membrane; mitochondrion. Lineage: Eukaryota; Metazoa; Chordata; Aves; Accipitriformes; Accipitridae. The record is from RefSeq and is a predicted model, not a curated record. The transcript has 4 exons. Gene Ontology annotation, biological process: mitochondrial respiratory chain complex IV assembly. The coding region runs from base 149 to 502 and encodes 117 amino acids.